This is a messenger RNA of Synchiropus splendidus (mandarinfish), 509 nucleotides long. Its product is annotated as cytochrome c oxidase assembly factor 5. Gene Ontology annotation, biological process: mitochondrial respiratory chain complex IV assembly. NCBI's taxonomy places the organism in Eukaryota, Metazoa, Chordata, Actinopteri, Syngnathiformes, Callionymidae. Gene Ontology annotation, cellular component: mitochondrion. The coding region runs from base 112 to 339 and encodes 75 amino acids. The record is from RefSeq and is a predicted model, not a curated record. The transcript is spliced from 3 exons.
ACAUCCGGGUUGGGACUUCCGGUAAAACAUGGUGGCCGCCUGUGUCACAACAAGCUCGAUGCUAAGCGUCUCUGCGAGCUUCUGCACUGUCAAAUAAGCAGCGAGAGCAGAAUGCCGAAGUACUACGAGGAUAAAGAAGAGGACCACAGAGCUUGUGCUGGAAUCAGAGAAGACUUUAAAGCGUGUCUCCUCCAACAUGACUGCGUUGUUAAGGAGGGGAAACUGCCCAGUGAGUGUUUGAAGGAAGGUCACUGCAAAGCUCUGCAGACGUCAUUCUUCGAGUGCAAGAGGUCGAUGCUGGACACAAGGUCACGAUUCAGAGGGAGGAAAGGAUAUUGAGGGGGGGUCAUGUGACUGCAGCGUCGGACUUGUCAAGGACUGUCGACACUCGUGACAGCAACAAGGACGAGAUCGGAGCUGGAGCCAGUCCCAAGUUGUUCAUAUUCUGUUUGUGUUGUGAAGGUUUUAAUGCAAUAAACACAUGGAACUGCACAGGUUGCUCUAUUCUG